Messenger RNA from Phyllotreta striolata, 1489 nucleotides. The record is from the annotation of a GenBank genome assembly. NCBI's taxonomy places the organism in Eukaryota, Metazoa, Arthropoda, Insecta, Coleoptera, Chrysomelidae.
AGUACUUCCCUAGCACCGCUUGGAGAAACACACAUUCUUCGACCAUGAGCAAAUCGAUGACCUCGGAGAACCUGAAAAUCGUCUCGUUGGACGUGAAAGACGUCCGAUUUCCGACGUCGCUGCAGGCCGACGGCUCCGACGCCAUGCACACCGAUCCCGAUUAUUCGUGCGCCUACGUCACCGUAGGGCUGCAAUCGGGCCUGCAGGGCUUCGGUUUGACGUUCACCUGCGGCAGGGGCACCGAGGUGGUGGUGGCCUGCGUCGAAUCGAUGAAGAACCUGGUGAUCGGCCAGGUGGUGACCGACAUCUACAAGGAAUUCGGCGUCUUUUGGCGAUCUCUCACCAGCGAGAGCCAGCUCAGAUGGAUCGGUCCGGAAAAGGGCGUUACGGCCCUGGCGACGGCGGCCAUCGUCAACGCGCUGUGGGACCUGUGGGGCAAGCUGGUGAAGAAGCCGGUGUGGCAGCUGCUGGCCGACAUGGAGCCCGAGCAGCUGGUGUCCUGCAUCGAUUUCCGCUACCUGACGAACGUCGUGACCAAAGAGGAGGCGUUGGAGAUGCUGCGGAAGGGCCGCGAGGGUCGCGAGGAGAGGAUGAACAAGCUGUUGGAGAAGGGGUAUCCGUGUUAUACCACGCAAGCGGGUUGGUUGGGAUAUUCCAACGAGAAGAUCCAGCACCUGGCGCAGAAAUACAUGGAUGCCGGUUUUACGGCUUUCAAAGUGAAAGUGGGGAAGAAUUUGAAGGAUGACGUGAAGCGAUUGGAAUACAUCAGGAACGUUAUAGGAUGGGACAAGACGUUGAUGGUGGACGCCAAUCAAGUGUGGGAGGUCCAGGAGGCCAUCGAUUGGAUGAAAGUCCUCGCUCCGUACAAGCCCCUCUGGAUCGAAGAACCGACGUCGCCCGACGACGUCCUCGGCCAUCGCGAGAUCGCCAAGGCGUUGAAACCGCUCGGCAUCGGCGUCGCCUCGGGCGAGAUGUGCUGCAAUCGGGUGCUGUUCAAGCAGUUCCUCCAAACCGACGCCAUCCAGUAUUGCCAGAUCGAUUCGGCGCGCGUCGGCGGCGUCAACGAGAUCCUGCCCGUCUAUCUGAUGGCCCACAAAUUGGGAGUGAAAGUUUGUCCUCACGCUGGUGGUGUGGGUUUGUGCGAGAUGGUGCAGCACCUGCAGAUGUGGGACUACGUGGCCCUUUCGGGUACUUCGGAAGGUAAAUGGGUGGAGUACGUUGAUCAGCAGCACGAGCACUUUGUGCAUCCCACUGUCAUCGAGAACGCCCAUUACAUGGCGCCCAGGGCGCCGGGGUACAAUACGGAGAUGAAGAAGGAAUCGUUGGAAGGGCACGUUUAUCCUAAUGGAAAGGAAUGGGAGAGCAUGUUCGCCAAAGGGAUAUUUAGCGAUCCUAGAAAAUCUAAAAAGUAAAAUGCUACGGUGUGUGUAGUGGGUUAUUCAGAAAAAAAAACGUUGAGAUUAAAUAAUAAAUGAUAAGUUGUUGCGCA